UGCUCGACGAUGAUAUUGCGAGCAACGCGGAUGAUUUGUAAAAUGAAGGUGGGUGUUCCAGUGCUUUCAGCGCUCCUGUAUGCGUGCUUUCAUAUUCGUGCCUCCCUCUCUCCUACUCAUCAGCUUCCUUAAACGCCACUGUCUCCCUGCCUCUCCCUUGAAAGAAACAAACCCUUAGCACAAUCGUCUUCAUCAUGUCUGCCACCAGAUCCCAGUCUCCCUACAGUAGCGGCGAGAGAAGCCCCUCAUUGAGGGGGGCUGAUUCUGGCUAUGCCAGUGCCAACAACAGUGAAUGUGGCAUGCCAGAGGUAUACUUCACCAAACCACACCUGCAGUUCUUGAACCGGCAGCUGCAGUUUCUUGAGCCUCAAGAAAUUCUGAGAUGGUGUAUCACAUCAAUACCACACCUUUUCCAGACCACGGCCUUUGGCUUGACGGGCUUGGUCACGCUAGACAUGCUUUCCAAGUUGAAAAUCCCUCGUCCUCAGAUGGUUGACCUCAUCUUCCUUGACACCCUACAUCACUUCCCCGAGACUUUGGAGCUGCUGGACCGUGUUCGGGCAAAAUACCCUUUGAUCAAUAUUCAUGUCUACAAGCCAGAAGGCGUUGAGACGACGCAGGAAUUUGCCGAAAAGUAUGGCGACAAACUUUGGGAGAGCGAUGACAACAGAUACGACUACCUUGCCAAGGUCGAGCCUGCCGCCAGAGCCUACCGUGAGCUUCAAGCGUACGCUGUCUUGACUGGCAGAAGGAGGAGUCAAGGAGGUCAGCGGGGUGACCUUGACAUUAUUGAAGUCGACGAGGCAGGCCUGAUCAAGAUCAAUCCAAUGGCCAACUGGUCCUUCCAGCAGAUUCAGCAAUAUAUCAAGGAAAAUGACGUACCCUACAAUGCUCUCUUGGAUCGAGGUUACAAGAGCAUAGGUGACUGGCACUCUACCAGCCCCGUCAAGGAGGGCGAAGAUGAGCGGGCUGGUAGAUGGAAGGGCCAACAGAAAACUGAAUGCGGCAUCCACAAUCCACGGUCGAAGUACGCACAGUUCCUGCUGGAACAAGAGAAGAAGCGGGAGCGAGAAGCCCUGGAACAAGCCUUACAACAAGUCACCUUGGAGGCAUGAUUGUUCUGUUGUUAGGGGUCUCGUUUAGUUCAGCAUAGCGUCGGCGUUCGGGAAUCAGCAUCAGCGAUGGCUUGAGUAAUCCUACAUGGGGAGUGCAUGGCAUGACAUGGAAGUUAACGUGAUAUGAUAUGAACCUUUUGUUCAUACCUUGGACUAUUGGAUCCGGGAGGGCGACACCAUCCGCCGUAGUCGUAGACACUUGAUUACGGCGAGUGUUUGGUGUGACAGCUUAUCUAGACGAUAGAACGAAAAUCAAAAGACUACUCAUGAUA
Exophiala oligosperma is the source of this 1387-nucleotide messenger RNA. RefSeq names its product phosphoadenosine phosphosulfate reductase. Lineage: Eukaryota; Fungi; Ascomycota; Eurotiomycetes; Chaetothyriales; Herpotrichiellaceae. Gene Ontology annotation, molecular function: phosphoadenylyl-sulfate reductase (thioredoxin) activity. The transcript has a single exon. The coding region runs from base 195 to 1115 and encodes 306 amino acids. The record is from RefSeq and is a predicted model, not a curated record. Gene Ontology annotation, cellular component: cytoplasm.